GCCCGGUGCUGCUGCAGUGGUGGCGGGGGGGCAGGCUGGCGGGGGAACUGGCGGUGCCCAAGACCCUGCACGGCCCUCUCUACAAUGACGGCACCUUCGCCCCGGGAGCCGCCUGGGCCCCCGAUGAGAGCGCGGUGGUGUAUGUGGCGGAGACCCCCUCCCCCGAGCGCACCCCUGCCUGGUGCGGCCCCGACUCCCUGCCCCCCGACGCCGCCGCGCCCCGCUCCUGGCGUGGGGUGGGUGGUGCCGCGGAGGACUGGGGCGAGCAGCACACCGGGCGGCGGGCGCCGGGGCUGUUCGUACUGGAUAUCAGCGGCAGGAGGGUGGUAAAGGUCCCCGGCCUGCCCGAGGACCAUUCCUUCGGGCAGGCCGCAUGGGGUCCCCCACCUCCCGCCGCCACCGUCACUCCUCCUGCUGCUGCUGCUGCCGCCGCCGCUGCUGCCGCCGCUGCCGCUGCCGCCGGGGAAACAGCUACCAGCCCCAGCAGCAGCAGCAGUCCCUGCAGACCUACGGAGGGGGCAGCGGCAGCGGUACCAGCAACACCAGCAACAUCAGCAACACCAGCAGGCGGAGAAGCCAUCCCGGCAGUGCCUGCAGUACCGGAGGAGGGGGUGGAGGCGGGCGAGGGCGAGGGCGGAGUGCUGUUGGGCAGUCUGGUGUGUGUGGCCUGGCCGCACCGCCCCCCGCCCUCCUUCCCCCGGCUGGCGGCGGGAGGGGCGACCAGGAAGCUCGGCAUUGUGUUUUGCUACAACCGCUCGGCUCACUUGUACGGCAUGGCUGUACGGCGGGGGAAGGAUGGGUCCCUGCUCUUCUCCCCCUCCUGCUCCCCCCGGCGUCUCGCCCCCUCCCUGGACAGCUGCCUGAGCCCGCUGUUCGCCCCCGGGGGUGACCACCUGGUGUUCCUGUCGCAUCAGACGGCGGUGGAGACGGGCACCCACGGGGGUACGGCACGCUUGUACCGCCUGGACUGGUCACCCGAGUCCUGCGCCCCCGCCCGAGAGGAGCCUCAGCUGCUGGUGGAGGUGGUGGAGCGACCCGCGGGUCACCUGCCGGGGGGCGGCGCCUUCCCCGGCCUCUACACAGCCAACCUACCGGAGCAGGGGUUCGUAGGCCCCCACACGCUGCUGCUGAACACCCAGUGGGGUGCGGUCAACACCGUUGCAGCCGUGGACACAUCCCCCCCGCCCUCACCCUCCUCUCCGCUGCCACCUCCCACCCCCCUCACACCUGUUCCUAGCACCAGCAGCAGCAGCACCACCACCACCCUGGCUAGCUGGACGCUGCUGGGUGCAGGCGGGGGGUGGUUGGUGGCGACCCGGGCGGCGCCUGACAGGCCACCGGAGGUGUACGUGGCGAGAAUGCCGUCCGACCCCACCCGCCUCACCUGCCCCUCCGCCGGCCCGCAAUCCCUCCGCUGGCGACUGCUGGAUGUGGGCAGUCCGGGUGUGACCAGCCUGCGGGGGCCGCCCCCGCCUGCUGCCGCCGCUGCUGCCGCUGCUGCUGCUGCUCUUGGGGAUGCUGCUAGGGCGGAGGGCGUGUCGGCGACGGCUGGAAGUUCAGUUGCUGCUGUUGCUGCUGACGUCAUCAGCGGCGGCAGCGGCAGUGGCGGCACCACAACCGGGGCGCUGUACGGCGAUCUGCCUGUUGUCGUACGGGAGGCGUUACAGGAUCUUGAAUACCAGGUGCUGUCCGUGAUCCCCCGGGAGGGCGGCAGUGACCCCUUCGACUGCCUCGUGUGGGCGCCCAGGAGCAGGCGGGGCCCCCUCCCUGCCGUGCUGCUCCCCCACGGCGGCCCCCAUGUCGCCGUCACCCUCUCCUGGUUCCCGCCGUACGCCUACCUGGCCGCACUCGGGUAUGUCGUACUGGCGCCCAACUACCGCGGCAGUUCGGGGUACGGGCAGGCGGCGCUGGCGGCACUGCCCGGGGCCAUCGGGAGGAGGGACGUGGGGGAUUGCAUGGCGGCGGUGCAGGCGGCGGUGGAG
This is a messenger RNA of Astrephomene gubernaculifera, 1982 nucleotides long. NCBI's taxonomy places the organism in Eukaryota, Viridiplantae, Chlorophyta, Chlorophyceae, Chlamydomonadales, Astrephomenaceae. The record is from the annotation of a GenBank genome assembly.